AUGAAUAACAACAACGACAAUUUCCACCGCCCAGAAGAAGAUGAUCAUGAUGAUUAUAGUGAUGAUUUUCUUGCUCUUUCUCUCGGUCUCCGGCGGCUUUCUCGGCGGCGGCGGCGUCCUCCUCCGUCAUCAGAACCUCAAACUAUGCCACAAAUUCCAGUUUAUGUAGAGCGAAUGCAAUCCUUCUAUUAUAGAAAUCCAGUGAUCCAACUUCCUUCUGAUCAUCCUCUUUACAUUGUCCCGCCGGAAGUUCUCGCCGCCAGAUCACCGUCGCCACCAAGGAUGCAUUUGAACAGCGAGCCCCCGUUGGGCCGGGGACGCGUUCGCCGGAAUCCUUCUCGAAACAACGUUGAGGAUAAUAACAGAACCAUUCCACCGCCUUAUCCAUGGGCCACUAACCGCCCCGCCGUCGUCCAUGAUUUGAGGCAUCUUGUCAGCGACUUGCAGAUUGAGACCAUCACCGGUAUGGUCCGGUGCAACAGGUGCGACAAAGAUUAUGAGAUAGGGUUCAAUCUUGAACAGAAGUUGAAUCAGUUUUGGAGCUUCGUUGCCAGCAAGAGGGGCACCAUGCACGACCGUGCUCCCGAGGAGUGGUCGUCGCCGCCGUCGAUGACGUGCAGGUAUUGCUCCGGUGACGGCGUGAAACCGAUCAUCGAUGAGAAUAAGGACAAAAUCAAUUGGCUGUUCUUGUUCUUAGGGCAAAUACUGGGGUACUGUACGCUCGAUCAACUCAAGUAUUUCUGCGGCUGCACACGUAAUCAUCGUACUGGUGCUAAAGAUCGAGUUCUUUACCUUUCGUAUCGUGAAAUCUUCAGGCAGCUUCUUCCAGAAUGGCCAGAGGUUUCUUGGUGA
Molecule: messenger RNA, 852 nt
Organism: Neltuma alba
Lineage: Eukaryota; Viridiplantae; Streptophyta; Magnoliopsida; Fabales; Fabaceae
Exons: 1
Coding region: 1-852 (283 amino acids)
Source: RefSeq, a predicted model, not a curated record